AUGUCCCCAGCACCCUUGAUCUCCAUCAGCCUUGCCGUCGAUCCUCGCUUUCCUCCCCACUGUGACCAGCGAGCGCAGUCUACGUCCAUCGCCGUCCUCACCGUCUCCCUCGCGACCGCACCGAUCACCAGUUCCACCUGGCCCACUAUCUUCAACUUGGCGCUUGCUCAACGGCGUGAUGAUCUCAAGUGCUUUGAUAUAACUUCCGAUGCUUCCCUAUGCGUCAAUCUGACCAAAGGUCCCAAGCGACCGGGAUUCAGCCGUGAACGGGGCGGUCAUGACAAUCGCUUUUUUUUGCACCUUGCUGCCUGA
Messenger RNA from Aspergillus melleus, 312 nucleotides. RefSeq lists its product as uncharacterized. The coding region runs from base 1 to 312 and encodes 103 amino acids. The record is from RefSeq and is a predicted model, not a curated record. The transcript has a single exon. Lineage: Eukaryota; Fungi; Ascomycota; Eurotiomycetes; Eurotiales; Aspergillaceae.